GAAGCUGGUCCGAGCGCCCGCCAAGAGCGGCGCAAGUUUCCUUGCGUUCCCCGAGUGAAGCUCUGCCAAACACUCAUCCUCCCUUCAGACGGUCCCUGCCACUCACUGAUCAGUCAGCUGAAUCCCCUACACACAACAUGAGCACGUUACUCUACAACACGGUGGACAGGCUGGAUCGCCCCAGUGCCUAUUACGUUGGAAAGAAGAAGCGCAGAUACCAGGAAGAACAGGAGGAGCAGGAGGAUCCCAAUGCCAAGCUCAGAGGUGCGACAACGCUCUAUGUCGGUAAUCUUUCGUUCUAUACGACCGAGGAGCAGAUUCAUGAACUUUUCUCGAAAUGCGGUGAAGUUAAACGGCUCGUGAUGGGCCUCGACCGAUUCAACAAAACGCCCUGUGGAUUCUGCUUUGUGGAGUACUACACCCAUCAAGAUGCUUUGGAUUGUUUGAAAUACGUUGGAGGUACCAAGCUCGACGAGAGAAUCAUCCGGACGGAUCUAGACCCUGGGUUUGAAGAGGGCCGGCAGUAUGGUCGGGGCAAGUCUGGUGGACAGGUCCGUGAUGAGUACAGAGAAGAAUACGACCCGGGCCGCGGAGGCUACGGUCGGGCAUAUGCCGACGACCAACGACAACGAGAGGAAGAGGAGUACGGGCAAGGUAGGUGAAGUGGGAACG
Aspergillus melleus is the source of this 672-nucleotide messenger RNA. RefSeq names its product nuclear cap-binding protein subunit CBC2 (gene CBC2). The transcript has 5 exons. Gene Ontology annotation, biological process: mRNA cis splicing, via spliceosome. Gene Ontology annotation, molecular function: RNA cap binding. Bases 138 to 662 code for a protein of 174 amino acids. Lineage: Eukaryota; Fungi; Ascomycota; Eurotiomycetes; Eurotiales; Aspergillaceae. Gene Ontology annotation, cellular component: nuclear cap binding complex. The record is from RefSeq and is a predicted model, not a curated record.